AGUAUUUUUAAAAUUGAAAAUUGUGAACGAAAUAAAAAUUAAUAUUUUUAAAUUAUCUCUUUAAUCGUCAAGUUUAAAAGAUGGAAAAUCGUGUAAUAUUGCUCGGAAAGCAUAAAUGAUAAUGAGUUUUGUGAAGAAAAUCUGUGAAAAUGAGUGAAAAGUGAAAAAAAGUCAUUUCUUUUUACGCCCUUCUCCAUCUUAUAUCAAAAUUUUUUAAUUUCAUCUAAAAUAAAGUGAAAAAUAAUUCAUAAUAGGAGAUAAAAGAUUAGUUAUUCUAUUAAAAGUGAUUUAAAACAUAUUCACAUAAAAUCCAUCGUAAAAAAGUGAUAUAAAAAUGUCGAAAUUCGAGCGGAUGAGCAAUAGCGGCCCAAAACCAUCUACAAACUUUUCAAAACCAGCCACAACUCGGUAUUUUGCUGCUUGGGAAGUGGAUAGAACAGCUCCAAAUUGUGUACCAAGAUUAUGUUCCUUGACAAUAACUCGUCUGUCGCUUCUAACGACACUUCCUUCAGAUUAUACAUCACUAUCAAUAGCAGUUAAAAUGCAAAGUUCAAAGAGGACUUUACGUUCACAUGAAAUUCCAGUGCCACAACUAACAAUUCCAUCAUCAUAUGGAGGAACAAAUAUGAAUAUAAGCAGUCCACCAAUACUUGAAAUUGAACUAGAUUUGCACUUUAGUUUACAAUAUCCACAUUUUUUGAAACGUGAUGGUAAUAGAUUAUUGAUUCUUCUUCAACGACGUAAGAAAUACAAAACCAGAGCGAUUCUUGGAUAUAAAACAUUAGCGGAAGGUGUUGUCAAAAUGGAUGCUGUGUUACAAAAAUCGAUGGAUCUUAAUGUUGAAUUGAGUGAUACGACAUGCAAGAAUGGACGACCCGGUUUUCCAGUUGCCAUAAUUCGGGCUAAUCAAAUAACAUCAAGUCCUGUUGAUCAAAUUGACAAUAAAAAUAAUAAUAGUGUUUUAAUUGCUGAUAGAGGAAUAGGUAAUGAAUAUUCAGAUGAGGACGAAGAUCAAGAGUUUAGCUCAAAUGAAGAUAAUGAAGAUUUGGCGGGCUAUGGAGCCAAGCGCAAUUAUGCAUCGAAGCGUGAUAAUUAUAGAAAAUUAGAAAGGAAUGAUGUUGAAGGUGAUUUAGGGGCAGCACAAGCCGACAGUGAUAGUGAUUUUGAUGGAAUGAAAGUUAAAAGUUCACGUGAUCCAAACAAAAUUAGUCGACAACGAAAUUUCAAGCAAAAAAUUGUGGCAUUAUUAAAGCGUUUCCGUCCUGAAGAAUUGGAGGGUGAAGUAAGGCAGGGACAACGCGGCGAGCGUGAUUUAGAUGCAUUAUUUCAGGAAUUGGAAUCAUUAUCAUGCGAGGGAGAGGAAUCUGGUUUAGAUAUUGACAGUAUAUCCAUUGGCUCAACACCAAAACCAUCUUUAAGACCAUUUUUUACUAAUUCAAAGCAGGACAAUAUUGUGGGCUCAAAUAACGAAAAAUUGCCUCUGGAGAAAAGGGAUUCUAUAAUAUCUGAAAAGAAAAUUUCGCCGAAUGGUCAAGAUCGAGCUGAUAGCAGCGGAAAUGAGGGAAAUGCAGGAAAUACAGAUCCCGAGAUUGGUGGAGCAAAUUCAGAUCCACAAAAUACAAGUCCACCAAAGGACUUGCCAAUAUCAUCAUCGAGUGAUAAAAGGAAAACAAUUUUCCGUACAUCAAGCAAUACGCCAUCGAGUGCAAAAAAGAAACAAUCAUUGAGUUUUACGACUGAACCAAAAAUCAGUACAUUAGAUACAUGUUUAUCGCCAACAAAUGUUGAACCGAGAAAAUCAUUAUUGGAGCAAUUGAGUCGAACAUUUUCGACAAUUGAUGAGACUGUCUUACCUGACGUUGUAUCAAUUCUCGGACAAUUUGCGGAGCCUGGAAAUCUCUUUACGCAUCGCUUAACGACGUUAUUAUCAAACAUUCGUCCGAGUAUUUAUUUGUUCCAUGCUCACAAUACGGCUGAAAUAAAAGCAAUUUUACAAUCACUAAUGAGUAAAAUCCAAAAAUACUGCAAUUCAACAGCAAAACCUCCAAGUACAGUUAAAGUUCUCUUACUAGGCGGUGAUUGGCUUCAAGGAUCUGUUCUUAGACAUUAUGUUGAAUUAUUAGGAAGUAGACCAUCAGAAUGGCUUAAUCAUAUACGAUUCUUCAUUGUUCCAAUUGGUUCUAGCGCUAUAUCACGUUAUUUAAGUUCAUUAGACAAUAGUUAUGCAUCGUUAUUUGGUAAUGAGACAUGGCAACAACUUUGCUCAAAUAAUGAAAGCUCUCAGCAGAAGAUCGAUUCACUUGAGAUAACGAAUCGGAUUCAAAGAUAUUUACACAGUAGUGGUCCAUGCACACAAGUUCCAAUAGCAGAAGCAAUGAUAACACGAGAUGAAGAUUCGUGCCAAAUAUUUGUACCAUUUAUCACUGAUGUUCGUUUGGGACAAUUAAAUGAAGGCACUCAAUUAUCAUUAGAUUUAGAUGAAUCAAUGAGCACGAUUACUUCAAUAUUAUCAAGCUCACCGCCAACAACUGGAGGACGUUUAUCUCCAACACAGCCAAAUGCACCAUACUCAUUACUUCAAGAGCCAUUGGAAUUGCAAGUAGAUUAUUGGCCAUUCAUUCGACCGAUUAUUGAUGCUAAAGAUAAGAAAGAAGCAAAGAGUCAGGAUCAAGGGAAGAAUAGCGUGAAAAGUACAUUCAAAAAUCUUCAGGUUUGGCGAUUACCAUUAAAUCCAGUCACAGGAGGAGAAGUUUCAAAUGGCUUAACAUUGUGCUUUGCAGCGAAAGAAAAGAAACAGAAGAUUAUGAGAUUGGGGAAGAAGAAGGAGAAAGAUCGUGAUGGAGAUAAGGAACAAUGCAUUGAUAAUGUUGCACGUUUGAUUUGCUCGCCAAAACAACAUUUAGCUCCAUUAAGAGUCUUAAUCGAUGGAACUGAAUGGACAGGCGUGAAAUUCUUUCAAUUAUCAUCACAAUGGCAGACGCAUGUGAAGAAUUUUCCAGUAGCAUUAAUUGCACCAUCUGAAGUAUCGUAGACGUAUUAAGUCGAAGGAUGGACAGAAAAUAAGUAAAAUAUAAAAUUGAUUAUUUAAAGGAAUUGGUAAGAUAUUACGCCAAAUUAUAUGCAACUAGUCAUCAACAAUAAAUUCGUGCAUUUCAUUUUAAGAGAAUUAAAAAAACAAAAUGAAGUGAAAACUUUUUGAUUUCAAUGUUUAUCAAUUAUUGAUGAUAAAACAAAAAUCUAUUGUAAAAUUUCUGUAUAAAGCUAGUCGAUUUUUAUUUGUCUAAUGUAAAAUUAAUCUUAGUAAUAUACAUAAUCAUUAUCAGCAUUGCUUAUAUGCAUCAAUAAUAGAAUUCAACAUAUUCAAAAAUGAAAUAAAAUAAUAAUAAACGUUUUUAAUAAGAUG
This is a messenger RNA of Chironomus riparius, 3403 nucleotides long. NCBI's taxonomy places the organism in Eukaryota, Metazoa, Arthropoda, Insecta, Diptera, Chironomidae. The record is from the annotation of a GenBank genome assembly.